Molecule: messenger RNA, 888 nt
Organism: Striga hermonthica
Lineage: Eukaryota; Viridiplantae; Streptophyta; Magnoliopsida; Lamiales; Orobanchaceae
Source: the annotation of a GenBank genome assembly
AUGUCGAACUACCCUCCGACACCUCCCGGCUACCCGUACAACGCGCCGCAGCCUUCCCAACCCCACGGCGGCCCCCCGCCUACUUCGCAGCCAUACCCCGCCGGAUCCUACGGCGGUCCGCCUUCCGGCCCGCCGCCUCACAACCAACCCUCGCCGUACUCGGCCCCUCCCGGCGCGCCGUACUCAGCCCCUCCCGGCGCGCCGUACUCGACCCCUCCCGGCGCGCCGUACUCGGCCCCUCCCGGCGCACCGUACUCGGCCCCGCCAGGACCGCAGCACCAGCACUACGGCGGAUACCCGACGCCGCCGCCGCCGUCUGCGCCGUACGGGGCUCCCUUCGCGCCGCCCCCGCCCUCGGCCUUUCCUCCCGGCACAGAUCCCAACGUGAUCGCGUACUUCCAGAUGGCCGAUCAGGACGGCAGUGGGUUUAUUGACGAUAAGGAGCUCCAGCGCGUCCUGUCGUCGUAUAACGAGAGCUUCGGGAUGAGGACCGUUCAUCUGCUCAUGUACCUUUUCACCAACAGCAACGUGAGGAAGAUAGGUCCAAAUGAAUUCACUCAAGUCUAUUACUGUCUUCAGAACUGGAGGGCAAUGUUUGAGAGAUUUGAUAGAGACAGAAGUGGCAAGAUUGAUUCAUCAGAAUUGAGAGAUGCUCUACUUAAUAUUGGAUUCUCAGUGUCCCCAGUUGUUCUUGAUCUGCUCGUCUCCAAGUUCGAUAAAACUGGUGGCAAGAACAAGGCAAUUGGAUACGACAAUUUCAUAGAGUGCUGUCUCACAGUUAAGGGACUAACCGAGAAAUUCAAAGAGAAGGACACGUCUUUGACUGGUUCAGCGACUUUCAGUUACGAAACAUUCAUGCUUACGGUAUUGCCUUUCCUCAUAGCAUAA